GAUCGGAGUCCGGAUCCGAGUCAGUGCAGCUUGGAACACCAACGCGUUCGCAAUGUCCCCGGAACGUUACGGAAAUUUUGGUUACGGUAUCACCGUAGUCCUCCUCCUUGUUCUAUACUCUCUUGCCCAGGUUACCGGCUACUCGGGUCUGAUACCUCCCGAUGAAGCUAAUCCCGGAAAGUGCAUCUACCGCGGGGACACCCUGCAACUGGGAGUCAACAAUGGCAUCUCGCCCUGCCAGAGGCUGACCUGCCAUGAAGAUGGUUCCAUUCUUAUAGAGGGAUGUGGCAAGCCACGGUUUGUGGACUGCAACCGCGGCGAACGCAUCAAUCCGGGCGAACCUUUCCCGGAUUGCUGCAAACUGAGAUUCAAGUGCAAGAAGCCCGGAGCUGCUCCGGAUUACAUCGACUGGGAUGCAGCCACAAAUGCCAGGAUUGUCCGGAAUUAAACAGAAGAUUCGUCCGGACGGACGGACGGAAUGCCAAGGAGAUCUAAAAUCCCUUUCUGCAAUUUUCUAAUUUAUUUUUCAACUUUUAUAUCUCAAUAAGCAUUGUUGUUUUUUUUUUUUAAAUGUAUUUUUAAUGAAAA
Messenger RNA from Drosophila ananassae, 588 nucleotides. RefSeq lists its product as uncharacterized. Bases 53 to 448 code for a protein of 131 amino acids. The transcript is spliced from 3 exons. Lineage: Eukaryota; Metazoa; Arthropoda; Insecta; Diptera; Drosophilidae. The record is from RefSeq and is a predicted model, not a curated record.